Molecule: messenger RNA, 525 nt
Organism: Heteronotia binoei (common prickly gecko)
Lineage: Eukaryota; Metazoa; Chordata; Lepidosauria; Squamata; Gekkonidae
Product: histone H3
Exons: 1
Coding region: 52-462 (136 amino acids)
Cellular component (GO): nucleosome
Molecular function (GO): structural constituent of chromatin; DNA binding; protein heterodimerization activity
Source: RefSeq, a predicted model, not a curated record
UCUUUUAUAGCUUGAAAAAGGCUCGGCGGGUUUUGUAGCUCUCGCUUGACGAUGGCCCGGACAAAGCAGACUGCUCGCAAAUCCACCGGUGGAAAAGCGCCCCGAAAGCAGCUGGCUACUAAGGCUGCUCGCAAGAGCGCUCCGGCCACAGGCGGAGUGAAAAAACCACACCGCUACCGCCCGGGCACUGUGGCCCUGCGAGAAAUCCGCCGUUACCAGAAGUCUACGGAGCUGCUGAUCCGCAAGCUGCCUUUCCAGCGCUUGGUGCGCGAGAUCGCCCAGGAUUUCAAGACCGACCUGCGCUUCCAAAGCUCGGCGGUCAUGGCCCUCCAGGAGGCCAGCGAGGCUUACUUGGUCGGCCUCUUCGAAGAUACCAAUCUCUGCGCCAUCCACGCCAAGCGGGUCACCAUCAUGCCCAAGGACAUCCAGCUGGCCAGGCGCAUCCGCGGGGAGAGAGCUUAAGCCGCUCUUCGCAGUUUUUGUAGCGUUCAUUCCAUCAUCCAAAGGCUCUUUUAAGAGCCACUA